AUGGCCGAAUUGAGGGAAGAAAUAUCUAUACCUGCGCCGAAACGUUUCGGGCGGGUACCCCAAUUAGUGGAGCUACGAGCUCCCGGGGACGACUGGACCGGAGUGACGAGGACGGCCGAUCGGAGGCGGCGACAGAACCGUCUUAACCAGAGAGCAUACCGGAAGCGGAAGCAGGCACAGGCUGGGGCAUCAGAACAGCUUGUCGUCAGUCAAGGACAGUCCGCUUCGACCAGCGCCUUCGCCCCCGAUGGCUACCUCAUGAUCGACCACCCGCGGACCCGCGCCGUCACAUAUGCCUUCAUGCAGCUUGCUUACAUGCAGUAUACCCUCAAGAACCACAGGCUAACCUACCUCCCGUCCCUCAUCCGCCUCAACGCUAUCAAUGCCCUGUCCGAAAAUGCGCAUACGAUUGGUCUCCCGCUCCACGGUCUAUGCCGUGACGAGCUAAUCUCGCCAUUUAAUGCACUUGGACCGAAACUCCUUGACAUCGUGCCAGUGGAAAACACUUGUCCCGAGAACAUGCGCCCGACGGCGUUGCAGCAGGCGGUCGAACACCACCCAUGGACAGAUCUCCUCCCCGCUCCGCGACUUAGAGAUAAUGUCUUGAAUGCGAUCACGAGCGGGGCUAUCGACGAAGAUGAGCUUUGCGCUGAUCUGAUGGAAAUUUCGAAGAGCGACGAAGAGGAUGGGCCAUACCUCAUCGUCUGGGGAGAGGCGUCCGAUGUAUACAAUUGGGAGGCUAGCAUUGGGUUCAUCAAGAAAUGGGGCGGGCUGCUUCGGGGAUGUCCAGAAUUGAUUGAGUCGACGAACCGAUGGCGAUUGAAGCGAGGCGAGAAAAAGCUCGGCGUCCAGGUGUGA
Fusarium keratoplasticum is the source of this 858-nucleotide messenger RNA. RefSeq lists its product as uncharacterized. Bases 1 to 858 code for a protein of 285 amino acids. The transcript is spliced from 2 exons. The record is from RefSeq and is a predicted model, not a curated record. Lineage: Eukaryota; Fungi; Ascomycota; Sordariomycetes; Hypocreales; Nectriaceae.